AUGGCGCGCUGCUCCCCGGCGAAGCCGCUUUGCACCACCGCCGCGGCCCCGCGCCCCUCUCGCCGCCGCGGUCUGCUCAUCAGCGCCUCUGCUUCCCCGGCCACGACAUCAACAAGAACGCACCGGCUGUUGGCCCUACCGAAGCCGCCUAAACCACCGCCGCCGCCGCCUCUCCUCCCGCGCCCAAGGCUCCCCAUCUCCAACGACGCCCCCACCAACGGCAAGCCAGACGACCGCCGUGAACCAUCGACGGGCGCGGCGUCCUCUGGCUCUGGGUCGUCCUCGGGCGCCGGAGACGUGCUCCGCCUCAUGGGCUUGCUCCGCGUCGCGCCCGACGAGGACGUCUACGUCUCCCUCCUCAGGGACUCCGUCGAUGCCGCCGAGGUAGCCGCCGUGCACGCCCACGUCGCCGCCACACGCGCCGCGUCUGGCCACCCCCUGCCGCUGGCCAACCGGCUGCUACUCGCCUACGCGACCUGUGGCGACAUGGCGGCCGCCCGCAAGGUGUUCGACGAAAUUCCCGUCAAGGACGGCAUCACGUGGGCGACCAUGGUGUCGGCCUACUCCGAUGGGUGUUUCCACGACGAAGCGAUAAGGCUUUUCACCCGCAUGUGCCAAGAAGAACAGGGGCUCGCUGGUGAUCUGCUCGGCCAUGCCAUUGUGGCAGUGCUGCGGUCAUGUGCUCGGCUGGGCAGACUAAGGGGCUUUGGUCAGCAGGUACACGCCCUCGUCAUCAAGACAAAGAGAGUCUGCGGUGAUACCGGUAGUUCGCUGCUGCAGCUGUACAUCGCAAGUAAUCAGCAUGACAGUGCGCGGCAAGUGCUUCAGGCGAUGAGGUGUUGUUCCCAGGAGCCAGUGCCCGAGGCAGCCUGGACUAGCUUCAUGACAGCUUGCCACCGAGACGGACUGCUGGACGAGGCCAUCUAUGUCUUCAGGGACAUGGUGUCCUCUGGAGUCCCUAGGAGCAGCUUCUCCCUGUCUACUAUCCUUGCAGUAUGUGCAGAAUCAGAGAACUGCAGGUGCUAUGGACAGCAAGUGCAUGGCGAUGCCAUCAAGCACGGCGUGGAAACAGACCAGUUCGUCAUGUCUGGGUUGGUCCACAUGUAUGCGAAGCAAGGACGGCUUGCAGAUGCCACGAGGGCAUUUGAGGCAGUGGGUGGCAAGCCUGACGCUGUGUGCUGGAAUGCCAUGGCCAUGGGGUAUGCACGCGGUGGGCGGUACAGAGAGGCCACCAGAAUGAUGUACCAGAUGAAAGCUGCUGGACUGGAUCUUCCUGGACUAAAUGUGGUUGGAAUGGCCUGCUCCAGUUGA
Triticum turgidum subsp. durum (durum wheat) is the source of this 1311-nucleotide messenger RNA. Lineage: Eukaryota; Viridiplantae; Streptophyta; Magnoliopsida; Poales; Poaceae. The record is from the annotation of a GenBank genome assembly.